Vanrija pseudolonga is the source of this 3698-nucleotide messenger RNA. It is a transcript of the gene SPAC4F10.03c, whose product is annotated as Putative tRNA (cytidine(32)/guanosine(34)-2'-O)-methyltransferase. Lineage: Eukaryota; Fungi; Basidiomycota; Tremellomycetes; Trichosporonales; Trichosporonaceae. The record is from RefSeq and is a predicted model, not a curated record. Gene Ontology annotation, cellular component: cytoplasm. The coding region runs from base 216 to 3590 and encodes 1124 amino acids. The transcript is spliced from 6 exons. Gene Ontology annotation, biological process: tRNA methylation; cytoplasmic translation; protein phosphorylation. Gene Ontology annotation, molecular function: ATP binding; protein kinase activity; tRNA methyltransferase activity.
GUUGUGCAUAGCCGCCCUCGUCAACCCGCCGCUCUCACUCUCAACUCUCAUCUACAUUCUCGACAUCUCCGUCGUCCCCAUUUGACAGCGACAAGCGAGCUUCACACACACGGCCGACUGCUCCGCUCUGCUUUGCUCUGCUCCUGCACUUGCCCCCAAACACAACAACUGGACACAACCUCCAUCGCCGUGCGACCCCGCGGCGACCAGCACCAAUGCCCUCCUCAAAGUCGUCCCUCGACAAGCGUGACGUCUACUACCGCAAGGGCAAGAGCGAUGGCUACCGCGCACGAUCGGCGUACAAGCUUCUUCAUCUCGAUGAAGAGUUCGACCUCUUCCGUGGCGUGACCACAGCUGUUGACCUCUGUGCCGCCCCCGGAUCAUGGUCUCAGGUCCUUGGACAGCGUUUGAAGCCGGGUUUCAACGCUGGUGACAACCGGGUGGUUUCCAUCGACCUCCAGCCCAUGGCCCCUCUUACCGGUCUCACUCUCCUCCAGACUGAUAUCACUCUUCCCUCGACUGUACCGCUUGUUCUCGACGCUCUCGGUGGGCGAAAGGCCGACCUCGUCAUCUGUGACGGAGCGCCUGACGUCACCGGUGUCCACGACCUCGAUGCCUACAUUCACUCCCAGCUCUUACUCGCCGCUCUCACUCUGAGUCUCACACUCCUCGCGCCUGGGGCGACUCUCAUCUUCAAGAUCUUCCUGUCACCCAACGAUCCCACGGCAGCUCUCCUUCAAUCUCAACUGAGAGCCUUCUUCCCAGCACCACCUCCAGGAUCCUCGAGCGGCGACCCGGCUAGCUUUGCCGAGAUUGAGGACGACGGCGACGACCUUGACCUUGGUCCAGAGGACGACAGCACAGCCCCCGCCGCGCUGGCCAGUACCAGUGCUCCGGGACCUGGCUUCGACUCCUUUGGUAGGAGAGGAGGAGUUUGGAUUCGCAAGCCCCGCAGCAGCCGCAAGGGCAGCGGAGAGGCCUUCGUCGUCUGCCGCAACUUCGACCCAGCUUCCCUUCCACUUCCGGCUGAGUUUACCCCGGAAUCUCUCACUGCUCUCCGGCAGCACGUCGGCGGCACGCUCACUCUGGAGUCACUUGGCUCCUUGGGCACAGAUUCUUCCUCCGCCACCACUUCCGCAGUCGCCGCCUGGCCUGCAACCAAAGGCUUUGUCGGCACUGGCAAUCUGAACAGCGGCAGCUCUCUCUCCGGUCGUAAGACUCGGCAGGCUCUCAGUUUGGACGUUUCUGGCGGCCCCCAUCAACGCGAUCAUUCGCUGGGCAGCAUCGAAGGUGCCCCGAGUCCCGUGGAAGCACACCACAACCUUUUCCCAUCAACGGACCAAUCUCCUGGUCUCGUGCAGCCCAAACCAGUUGCAGCGGUGGACCGCGUGCGUCAGCGGGCAACCUCUGAAUUUGCCCAAAGUACUCCGAGCUCGGCUUUGGAUACAUCAGGCAUGAACACCCCGGCCGUGUCGACUCCUAUCCCAUUGCCUUCACCAGUGCCAGGCUUUGCGCGUGACCAUCCAUUUCGGGAUCACACGUUUCGGAGCUCUCAAGACCAUGGCUUUGAGCCAGGUGUUCGCCAGAUGCGCGAUCUCUCAAGCGACGGCUUUCACGAGGGCUCUUCGCUUGGGUACAACGAUCUGGCGGCCUACUCGCAAGGCCUCAGCCCCACAAGCCUCUCCUCCCUUCAUGGUACAUCGCCCCUUUCAGCUACAGGCUGGACAGCACGGGAGAGAGACAUUGUUGCGUCAAUGCCGCAAGGCGAUGGGGCUGUGUCGCCGACGUUGAGUUCAUCCUCGAAGACGGACGCCUUUUUCUCAACUUCUCAACGCGACUCGCUUCCAGUCCCUCCCAGACCUCUCCCAGGCUCGGCCAGUUUGGGGCGUGCAAAUUCCCUGGGCCGAGGACCUGCCCCCGCCCGCGCCCGUGUUGUGACUACACCAGCAGGCCCGGGAGACAACAUCUCGUCAACAUCGCCGACUUUCACGCAGCCUACUGGUCUGCGCUCAGUCACCGGCCCCCAACCACCACAGCCUUCCACUCCUCCACCGGCGUUUCCCAUCACGUCGACUAUUCAAGUCACCUCUCCCGACCCCAUCGGCGCGACCCUUCCUGUCAUGUCGCCGCCAAGGGGUGCUCAGGCCAAUCUCCCUGUGACACCAUCGCCGCUUUCGCCGAAGAGGUCCAUGGGCACUUUCCAUCCAACAGGUGGUGAUACCAGCCGUCGCGGCGUUUCUCCCCGGCCUACGAUCCGCCAGCCGCGGCCUGACAGCUACAUUGCGCGUGAGGUGCACCACGCCGAACCUGGCGAAGUCGCCGUCAAAGCUGGAGAUGUCUUGAGCCCUGUGGCCGACGACAGCUUUCCCGUGCGUUCGUCGGAGGCCCCCGGCUCGUGGCGCCUGCGUAGUCUGCUGGGGCAGGGUGCUUUCGCGAGCGUCUGGUCUGGCGACGCAGAAGGAGACGGCGAGACUCCUCGAGGCACAGUUGCUGCCGUCAAGCUAGUGGACCGCGGCGCGUGCACCCGCAACUCGAGAACCGCCAUUGCCUUCUACAGAGAGGUCGAGGUUCUCCGGCACCUCGUCCACCCCGGCAUCGUUGGGUACUACUGCCACUUCUCGACUGAUACGCACCACUGCCUGGUGCUGGAGCGCCUUUCUGGCGGUGAACUGUUCUCCCUCGUUGAGGAUGAGCGAAACCGUUCACGAAUGCUGCGUGCUGGGCCCGACGACCCCGAGGGCUUCGGUCUCGUCAGGAGGAUUUUCGGCGAGCUGGCCCGUGCAGUGUCCUGGCUGCAUGAAGUCGAGGUCGUUCAUCGAGACAUCAAACUUGAGAACAUUCUCCUUACCGUGAAUCCGUUCUCGCUUCCGCCAACAGCCACUGGUUCGAUCCCCCUGGAUCGUCUCCCCGUGCCUCUUGUCAAGCUCACAGACUUUGGCCUGUCGAGAUUCAUCCGCGCUGAUUCGCCACUCUUGACUACCAGAUGUGGAAGCGAGGCGUUUGCUGCCCCCGAGGUCAUCAUGGGCAACCUCUACGACGGUCGCCGUACGGACGCAUGGGCCCUCGGUGUUGUUCUUUACGCCCUGGUGGCCGGUGAGCUGCCGUUCGACGCAGAUGCUCCUCUUCCACCUGGUCGAGCUCGUGCUGGAUCAACUGCCUCUACCGCGUCCACUUCAGCAUCGGAGAACGCUCGUGAGAACAGGCGACGUACAAUGCACCGCAUUGCCAAGGGAGAGUAUGCCUGGCGCGACGGAGUUGGCACUCCGGCGCUUCAUCGCCUUGUUGCCAGACUCCUUGUUCGCGAUCCUUCCCGCCGAUCGCGCGUCGCUGAGCUCUGGCAGGAGGAGUGGAUGUCGACUGGGCCUGGGGCUGUGCCGCCGCCUCACGAGCCAAUGCCUUCGAAGGCAGCCCCUUCAAGCUCGGCCCAGGCUGGAAGUGAAGACCUCCUUCAGGAAGUCGUUCCCGACAUCCCGCGCCGUGCCAGCGAUGCACCGCACGUUGUGGUUCAACAUGGCCUUUUGGUCGACCACGAGAGAAUCGACGAUGUCGCCAGGCAGGACGUGAGCGCCAACCAAGCGUACGAUCAGUAGGGCUGGCUACAGACAUUGAAGUAGCGAAGAAGAAGUUAUCAUUGAUCUGGAGUUCAUCCAUAGCAUAAUCAGUAAUGUCAUACAGUAUGCACAACCAUUUUCACAACA